Paramecium sonneborni is the source of this 1356-nucleotide messenger RNA. The record is from the annotation of a GenBank genome assembly. NCBI's taxonomy places the organism in Eukaryota, Ciliophora, Oligohymenophorea, Peniculida, Parameciidae.
AUGGUUAAUUUCGAUCAACUCUUGGAGGAAUCAUUAAAAAUGGGUUCAUUUUAGAAAAAGUCUCUUUUAGUUGUUUCGUUGAUAGAUUUCUCAGAUGGAGUUGAAAAGACAAUAAUUGGUAUAAUGUUAACAAUUUUAUCACAUGAAUGGAAAUUGGAAUAGAGUGAAGUGUCUAAUUUAGCUAGCAUCUAUUUUGUAGGAAUAGUAGGUGGAACAAUGUUUUGUGCAUUCAACACUGAUACUAUAGGAAGAUAGAAAACAUUAAUGCUGAGUAGUAUGAUAGGUUUCGUAUGUAUGUUAUGGAUGAGUUUAGCAUAAACAUAUUUAGAAAUGUUCUUAUUACGUUUAGGAUUUGGUUUUAUUUUUGGAACCACAAUACCUUUGGGACAUAUAGUCAUUACUGAGAUAAUUCCAGCAAAUAUUAGAGGAUCAAUAAUGACAUUUGUAGCAUCGGUAUUUAUAGUUGGUAAGAUUUAUUGUACAUUUUUAUGUAUGGCUUUAUUGUAAGGAUUUGAUGAAGGACAUUGGAGAAUAUUAGUGGCUUUAAAUUCAUUACCUUUACUUUUAUGUUGUAUAGGAUCAAUUAUAUAUUUGAGAGAGUCUCCCAGAUAUUAUUUAGUGAAAUAAUAAUAUCAAUAAGCAUUUGAAGAAAUUGAAUUAAUAGCAUUACAUAAUAACACUUAGAAUUUUUAAUUGACAAAUAAUAUGAAAGAAGGAUUGAUCGAGAAUUCUUAAUUAAUCAUAAAAUCAGAGACUAACUUUAGUUAGUUAUUUAAGGGAAGAUAUGAAGGAUUUACAAUUAGAAUGUGGUUUGUUUUCAUUUUGACAUCCUUUAUAGAAUGUUCUCUAUAUAUUUUAAUGCCUUUUUGGUUACAUUAUCAUAAUAAAGGCUUUGAAAUCAUUUUAUUUAUGAUGAUAUCCGAAUUAUUGGCAAAUAUGUGCAUUUACAAAGUUAUUGACAGUAAGAUUUUUGGAGGUAGAUAGAAAUUAGUUAUUUAUAUUGCAUUGAUAAUAAGUGUGACAUCAUUGAUUACUUAUAUCUAAGGGGAGGAACUAUUAGUUUUUGGAAUGACAACAAUUUCAUUUUUUUUAAAGAUGAUGUUCACAACAGAGAUGGUAAUAAUGAAUGAAAAUUAUACAACUUAAUUUAGAUCUAUGGGAGUUGGUUUAACUUAAACAGUAGGUAAAUUCACAGGAGCAAUAAUUCCAUUUAUAAUAUUUCCAAUAUUUGAGAUAGAUCCCUUCUUGCCAUUUUUAAUAUAUUGUAUAUGCAUGCUCGUCCAAGCAAUUUUUGCUUACUAAUUUCCAUUUGAUAUGACCCAAGUAGAACUUGAUUGUGUUAAAGUAUUUUCUUGA